Messenger RNA from Syzygium oleosum, 1144 nucleotides. RefSeq names its product ras-related protein RABA5b. Gene Ontology annotation, molecular function: GTP binding; GTPase activity. The transcript is spliced from 2 exons. The record is from RefSeq and is a predicted model, not a curated record. Gene Ontology annotation, cellular component: endosome. NCBI's taxonomy places the organism in Eukaryota, Viridiplantae, Streptophyta, Magnoliopsida, Myrtales, Myrtaceae. The coding region runs from base 151 to 798 and encodes 215 amino acids.
UUAACUCUCUCUGUGUCUCCCCCAUUUCACACUUUCUUCCGUCUCCCUCUCGUAUAUAUAAAACCCAAUCCCCUCCUCCUCCUCCGCCACCACCACCGCAAAAACCCUAACCGAACCAGCUCCGACCUCCACCGCGGCGCCGGCGACCGGAUGGAGGACGACGAGCAGGGGGAGGAGUACCUCUUCAAGAUCGUCCUCAUCGGCGACUCCGCCGUCGGGAAGUCCAACCUCCUCUCCCGGUUCGCGCUCGACGAGUUCGACAUCCACACCAAGGCCACCAUCGGGGUCGAGUUCCAGACGCAGGUCGUCGAGAUCGACGGCAGGGAGGUGAAGGCCCAGAUCUGGGACACCGCCGGCCAGGAGCGGUUCCGGGCCGUCACCUCCGCUUACUACCGGGGUGCCGUCGGGGCGCUCAUCGUCUACGACAUCACCCGGAGGAUCACCUUCGAGAGCGUCAAGCGGUGGCUCGACGAGCUCGAUACUCACUGUGAUACCACCGUCGCGAGAAUGCUUGUUGGUAACAAGUGUGAUCUAGACAACAUCAGAGAGGUGAGCACCGAGGAGGGCAAAGCCUUUGCAGAAGCAGAAGGGCUGUUCUUCAUGGAGACCUCCGCCCUCGAUUCCACUAAUGUCCAGAUAUCAUUCGAGAUUGUCAUCCGCGAGAUAUACAAGAAUAUCAGCAGGAAAGUCCUCAACUCCGACUCAUACAAGGCGGAAUUGUCCGUAAAUCGAGUGACCCUGGCCAAGGACGGCGCGGACUCGUCAAGCCGGAGUAUCUACUCGUGCUGUGCUAGAUGAUGUCCGGUCCUUCAUGUACGCUCCAUCAAUUUUUUGGAGUCUCUUGUGCUGUUGUAUUUCGACCGAUGAACUUUACGGUUUUCUUCCUUUUUAUCUGAAAAACCGAAACUUAAAUUUUAUGGAGGAGGGAAUUUUCCCAGUCAUUGAUAAUUAGCAUGUAUUGUCGCAUGGGAUAUGUCUCUCUCUUCGGUAUCCAUUUUCAGCAGGCGAUCUCCGUUUUCUGUUGGCAUUUCCUGUCGGUUCAUUAUAUCUAUCCAUGGGACCAAUUGUAUUUCCAAAAAUUAAAUUUUUCUUCUUAAAAUUAUGAAAAAAAAAUAUAUAUGUGAAUCUACGUGGCAAUUUUGCA